Messenger RNA from Acanthosepion pharaonis, 1638 nucleotides. The record is from the annotation of a GenBank genome assembly. Lineage: Eukaryota; Metazoa; Mollusca; Cephalopoda; Sepiida; Sepiidae.
AUGCGACUCGCCAAAAGAAUUCAUGCGACUCGCCAAAGAGUUUGCGCCCGCCAAGAAUUCACGCGACUCGCCAAAAGAAUUCAUGCGACUCGCCAAAAGAAUCUGGCGCAGCCCGCCAAAAGAAUUGGCGCAGCCUGCCAGAAUGCGGCCCGCCAAAAGAAUUCAUGCGACCUCGCCAAAGAGUUCAUGCGGCCAAAAAAAUUCAUGCGACUCAAAAGAAUUCAUGCGACUCGCCAAAAAGUUCAUGCGACUCGCCAAAGAAAUUCAUGCAAAAAGAAUUCAUGCGACUCGCCAAAAGAAUUCAUGCGACUCGCCAAAGAAUUCAUGCGGCCCGCCAAAAGAAUUCAUGCGACUCGUCAAAGAAUUCAUGCGACUCGCCAAAAAGUUCAUGCGGCCAAAAAUAAUUCAUGCGACUCGCCAAGAGUUCAUGCGACUCGCCAAAAUAAUUCAUACGCUCGCCAAAGAAUUCUCGCCAAAAGAAUUCAUGCGACUCGCCAAAAGAAUUCAUGCGACUCGAUAAAGAAUUCAUGCGACUCGCCAAAAGAAUUCAUGCGACUCGAGUUCAUGCAAAAGAAUUCAUGCGACUCGCCAAAAGAGAAUUCAUGCGACCCGCCAAAGAAUUCAUGCGACUCGCCAAAAGAAUUCAUGCGACUAAAAAAAUUCAUGCGGACAUUCAUGCGACUGCCAAAAGAAUUCAAACGCGACAUGCGGUCCAAAAGAAUUCAUGACUUCGCCAAAAGAAUUCAUGCGCCAAAGUUCAUGCGGCCUGCCAAAAGUUCAUGCGGCCCGCCAAAGAAUUCAUGCGGACUGCCAAAAGAAUUCAUGCGACUUUCGCCAAAGAAUUCAUGCAAUCGCCAAAAGAAUUCAUGCGGCCUGCCAAAAGAAUCUGGCAUGACUCGCCAAAGAGUCAUGCGGCCCGCCAAAGAAUUCAUGCGACUCGCCAAAGAGUUCAUGGCCCGCCAAAAGAAUUCAUCCGACCAAAAGAAUUCAUGCGACCGCCAAAAGAGUCUAUGCGGCCUCGCCGCUAAAAAGAAUUCGUGCACCGCCAAAAGAGUCUUCGCGGCCCGCCAAAGAAUUCAUGCGACUCGCCAAAAGAAUUCAUACCGCCAAAGUUCAUGCGGUUCGCCAAAGAAUUCAUGCGACCUGCCAAAGAAUUCAUGCGGCCUGCCAAAGAAUUCAUGCGGACUGCCAGAAAGUGCGGUCUGCCAAAGAAUUCAUGCGGCCCGCCAAAGAAUUCAUGCGACCAAAGUUCAUGCCAAAGAAUUCAUGCGACUCGCCAAAGAAUUCAUGCGGCCCGCCAAAAGAAUUCAUGCGACCUGCCAAAGAGUUCAUGCGGCCCGCCAAAAGAAUUCAUGCGACUCGCCAAAGAAUUCAUGCGACGAAAAGAAUUCAUGCGACUCUCCAAAGAAUUCAUGCGGCCCGCCAAAGAAUUCAUGCGAUCCUGCCAAAAGAGUUCAUGGGCCCGCCAAAAGAAUUCAUGCGACUCGCCAGAAUUCUAUGCGACUCUCGCCAAAAGAAUUCAUGCAAAUCGCUGUGUUCGCUGCCAAAGAAUUCAUGCGGCCCGCCAAAGAGUUCAUGCGACUCGCCAAAAGAAAUCUUGUGACUAAAGAGUUCAUGUACCACAAAAGAAUCAAGUGA